Messenger RNA from Brassica napus (rape), 450 nucleotides. RefSeq lists its product as uncharacterized. The coding region runs from base 1 to 450 and encodes 149 amino acids. The transcript is spliced from 2 exons. Lineage: Eukaryota; Viridiplantae; Streptophyta; Magnoliopsida; Brassicales; Brassicaceae. The record is from RefSeq and is a predicted model, not a curated record.
AUGGAAGAAUUCUGUAAGGAUAACUGGACCUCUCUUGGACCUUUAUUGGAUAUCACUGGUCCAACUGGUCCCAGGGUCUCUGGUAUUCCAGAAAAUGCAAUUGUACAAGACGCUUUGGUAAAUGGAAACUGGUGCAUCUCAAGACUCCGCACCAGGCACCCUACCAUCGUAUUCCUCAAGGACAGUCUCCCUCCUGCGGAUACAAUAACCCAAGAUCGAGGAGAUGAUGUUUAUCUCUGGGCAAUUGGCGACAAGCCACCAUCAUCAACCUUCUCAACACACAAACAUGCGUUUCUCGCAUGGGUCACUACGCUAAACAGACUUCAUUCAAGGGACCGUCUCAUCACUUGGGGUAUGGAAGUGCCUUCGACAUGCCUUCUUUGCAUUGCUGCUGAUGAAACUCGACAGCACCUCUACUUUGACUGCCCUUAUAGUCAUCAGGAUUUGUGA